Molecule: messenger RNA, 486 nt
Organism: Adineta ricciae
Lineage: Eukaryota; Metazoa; Rotifera; Eurotatoria; Adinetida; Adinetidae
Source: the annotation of a GenBank genome assembly
AUGUUAACUCCUAUACCAGUUGCACAAUCUGUAGUUCCUGUUGAAAUCCAGCCUCCUAUUUCAACGCCAUUGGUUCCUGUUGAACCCGCGACGAAUUUAUUAUGGAAAAAGAAAUUUCCGGCAAUUUUUUCUGGUAUACUUGCUUUUCUGCAAUAUGGAAUGACAGUUGUCAUCAUCGGAUGCGAAAUUGGUAGUGUGCUUAUCGAUGUAUUCACUGCUACAAUAUAUGUGGGCUUUUGGGCAAGUAUAUUUUUUGUUAGUGCGUGGAUUUCACAAGCAAGUUCAACUUGUUGCUGCCGUGGUCGACCUUGUGCAACAUACACACUGAUUAAUCAAUGCAUAGCAUUAGUUUUUGCCGCUUGUAUCAUUGGAUUCGAUGCAUAUUUUAUCAGUUAUCCAACAACAUGCUUUUUUUCUACAGACAUAUGCACCAGCUCAUCCUAUACUCGUGGCAUAUUUUAUUCAUUAUGUUUGUUCUAUGUCUGA